Molecule: messenger RNA, 1563 nt
Organism: Monascus purpureus
Lineage: Eukaryota; Fungi; Ascomycota; Eurotiomycetes; Eurotiales; Aspergillaceae
Source: the annotation of a GenBank genome assembly
UUCGAUUUCAACUACGAAAGACUACUUACUUCACUUUCGGGCCAUUUACAGGAUGAAGUUAAUUAAAAACAAUAUUGAGCUUAAUGGAUCCGGUGCCGUUACUUUGUGCCCCGAGGAACCAGAGGACAUGUGGCAUGCAUAUAACCUGAUUCGACCCGGUGAUCUCCUCCGUGCAAGUGCUAUCCGCCGCGUCACCACAACCCAAGAUACCGGUUCCACAACUUCCUCGCGGGUACAUCUAACGCUUGAGAUCCGUGUAAAAAAUUUGGAUUUUGACCCCCAGAGCUCUCAGCUGCACGUUUCCGGACAGAUAGUUAAUGAAACACCCCACACGAAGAUCGGCCAGUUCCACACCCUGGAUCUAGAGUUGAAUCGCAACUUCACGCUGGUGAAAGAAGUGGGCGCGAGUGGUGAAGGGGUGGGGUGGGACAGCAUUGCCAUUGAGAUGCUCAAGGAUGCAGUAGACGAGAGUGGUAGACGAAGGGCUGAGGCCGUGGCUGUGGUCAUGCAGGAGGGGAUUGCACAUAUUUGUUUCAUCGGGCAGUAUCAGACUAUUUUGAAGCAGAAGGUAGAGAUGUCUGUUCCGAGGAAACGGCAUGGAGGGGGCGAUCACGACAAGGGAAUGUCAAAAUUCUACCAAGUUACCCUAGAUACCCUCCUCCGCCAACUCGAGUUCAGUACUAGCAUCACAUCUGCAAGCAAGAACGAGCCAGUUCAGCCCAUUCUCCUCGCAUCUCCGGGCUUUGUCGCCUUAGGAUUCCAGAAGUAUAUCCAGUCUGUCGCCUCGACCACCACGCCCGCCCUUAAGCGCCUUCUUCCCAGCAUUGUCGUCGUGCACUCAGCAUCGGGCUACCUGAACUCCCUCUCUGAAGUCUUGCAAUCACCGGCCGUCAAGACAAUCCUAGCUGAUACAAAGUACGCCCGGGAAACGAAACUCAUGGACGAAUUCCUCGAGCAACUCCGCAAGGAGACCAACAAAGCGACAUAUGGGCCGCGAGAAGUCGAGUCCGCCGUCGAGCAGGGUGCCGUGGGUCGAGGAGGCGGUGUUCUCAUCAUCUCGAACCGACUCUUCCGAUCGCAAGAGGUGGCCGAGCGGAAACGGUGGGUUGCACUUGUAGAUCGCGUCCGAGACGUCGAGGGCGGGGAUGUCAGGAUUCUCAGCUCCGACCAUGAGAGUGGGAAACGACUUGACGGACUGGGUGGAAUCGCAGCUCUCCUGACAUUUCCUAUUGUCGAGGAGGAUUUCGAAUCCGAUGAGGAGGAUGAUACGGAGACUCAGGGCAUGGAUGUAGCAUAUAACAGGCCGUCUGUUUCCACUAUUUAAUGUUUAUCUUCAUGGAAAUCUUUGGCUAUUUUAUACGAUCUUGAUUGUAAUCGACCCCGAAGGUUACCAUAGGGGUCGGUUAGAUGAUUUCUCAUGAUCAUGAAUCACCUAUGGCUGUUCUAGGCAAUGACCGUGUGUCUAAAGCUCAGUGAUGUUUGUUCAUAUCAGAGCCUAUCUAUGUGUAUCCAUCCAAUAAAAGUCCAUAUAUCACGUGACUAAAAGAAAAAGAAAAGGUCGAG